Messenger RNA from Nematostella vectensis (starlet sea anemone), 5381 nucleotides. Its product is annotated as metabotropic glutamate receptor 2. Gene Ontology annotation, cellular component: membrane. The transcript is spliced from 4 exons. NCBI's taxonomy places the organism in Eukaryota, Metazoa, Cnidaria, Anthozoa, Actiniaria, Edwardsiidae. Bases 1833 to 5255 code for a protein of 1140 amino acids. Gene Ontology annotation, molecular function: adenylate cyclase inhibiting G protein-coupled glutamate receptor activity. The record is from RefSeq and is a predicted model, not a curated record. Gene Ontology annotation, biological process: G protein-coupled glutamate receptor signaling pathway; regulation of synaptic transmission, glutamatergic.
UUUGGUACUAAUUACACUCUCCUUUUCAAGAUAAUUUGUGACAUGACAUGCGGUGUUUUUUUCAUAAACGUACGUACGUAAAAGUAUGCUCACUAAAAUAAAGAGGAUAUUUAGUAAUGAUAACAGUAAUAGUUCAAUUCUGGGAGUGCGAGAUGUCACUCUGCGAGACAAAAACACCCUUACUGAAAUGCCCUUUAGGCUUUGCCUUAAAUUAUAUACUAUUAGAUUUUAAUGCACAGCCUUUUUAAGAAGCGACCGCCCAUUACCGCCCCACUUUAAUGAAAGUUACGAUUUAGUACAACAAAUUUACUCAUAUUGGCUUGAGUAGGACCAAAAAAAAAGGUUACGAGGCUUUGUUUUAAAAAGCUAAACAAAAUGGUCUAAACAGGUGUUCUAUUAGAAACAUUGCCAGAUCGGUAGGCUUUGGAAUAGUUGUGAUAAAAGUCAAAACAUCAACCCUUAUUUGAAGGAAGAUAUCCGUGACAAAACAGCAUCUUCUUUACUUUGGAAAUAUUAGAUAAAUACAUUUUUAUUGUCAUUGACAGUAAGUGUGUUUUGUUGUGGAAAUACUGUACGAGCUCGGUUUGUACUGCAAAUAGUAAUAUCUUUGCACUUUAAAAGAAGAAAUGACCAUCUAAAUUGCAAAUCCAGAGUAGGCGUAGACUUACACGUGAUUUCAUGUUCAUUUUACACAGUAAUCUUAACAUUCACUUCAAAUUCAUUGAAGAGGGGUGCUUUACUUAGGCUUCUUCUUCAAAACCUCUUUUCGUUAUGUUCAUUGUGGUUUUGCCAGCUUUGUCCACAUACAAUUAACCACAGAGCUAUUGAAUAUGCCAACCAGCUUUGUACACAACAACUACAAUCUACAUCAACCUUGCGAACUCUGUUUGCGAAUCUGAAAUGAGAACUGUCAGCUAUAUAAUCUUUGCUUUAAUCGUUUUCAUUUAUAAUAGAUUUGUCUUAUUCGCGUUUUUUAUUUUCCCAGCGGUAAUCCCCGGUUCCAUAUCUGUCAAAAGUAAAUACUUUAGUGUUUUUAUUUUUCAUUUAGGUCUUGAGCCUUAACAACAAUCAUCUCAAGGAAGGCAGAUGACAUUCGAGCAGAACGCAUAUGGUUUUUGUAUUUUUCUUUUUUUGUAUUUACAAGUUGGUACCUUCCUAAUCGCAACUCUGCCAAUCUUUUUUUACUAAUUUUGGACUGUUGAUGUUCUUUCUUAGCCCAUUACCCCUCGCUUGUUAUACUCGCCAUUAACUUACGUGUGAAUGCUUCUAGAGCACAAAGCGGCAGGAGAGAAGCUAAUGUGCAUAAAAUUGACCCAAUGAGUGAACGUCGUAAGAGCAGCCUUACCCAUUAAGUUUUAUUUCCAUAACGCCAUCUAGAAUCUGAACAAUUGACUUACUUGUUCUUGGCCUUUAUUACUCAAAGGGCAACAUUAAGAAUGUCACUUGAUUUAAUUCCCGGCUAUACCUACUAAUCACGACAAGUUUUUUUUGGCAGUUUUAUAAAAUGCCAGCUUUUCUUGCCACCUUUCUGCCAUUUGACGGAUUUGCAAGCCGAGCAAUAUAUGGUGUUUAUGGCUGAAAAUACGCGUUGGUGUUAUGCGCAUGCGCUAAAGCCAGGUGUCGGCGCUGAAACGAAGACAGCUUGCUCCGUUCAUACACACAAACAACGAGGAUGCAAACAAACACGUGCGCUCGGAUCUGUCAAGUCUACGCGUGCCUAAUGAUGUGGUUGGCUUCGCUCAUCACCUCCUUUUGACAAACACAAGAGAAUAGAAUUCGUGUUAUUGUGGGUUGGGGUGUCAAAAAUCUGGCACCGAAGAACUGUUCUGGUUAUGUGCCGUGUGGCGCGCUUUUCUGUUUUUACAUGGAUCGGCUUGUCGGUAAUAGCAAACGCUCAAAUCACAACUGUCAAGCAUAAUACGCAGAACUCCAGUAUCUACCGAGAUGGUGACCUGAUUAUCGGUGGCCUUAUCCCGGUUCAUUUUACCUCAAACUCAGCUCAGCACCCCGGGGCCGCGAGUUGCGGCGGAUCGUUACACCCCCGAGGUUACAUAGGGGCCGAAGCGAUGCUUUACGCUAUCGAAACCAUCAAUAAUAGCUCAGAAAUUCUACCUUAUGUCACUCUUGGUGUAGAUAUCAAAGACAGCUGCGGGAGCGUGGAUUAUGCUAUCAUGGAGUGUUUGAAUUUCGACUUUAUAAGGACCGUGUUCGCUUCGGAAGCUGCUUCUUCUGAGCGUUGUUCUGUACGUAAGGACGGGAAUUCAUCCACGGCCGGAUUACAAGAUAGCGCUACUUUGUCCGCCAGCGGCACUGAGUGCUGCGAGAGAAAAUCACGUCACACUGUUGCGAUUGUUGGCGCAGCGUUCAGCGGCGUCACCAUGGCAAUAGCAAGUCUCGCCGGACUAUUUUACAUUCCUGUGGUAAGUUUCGCCUCAACAAGCCGACUUCUAGGCGACCGAGCUCGAUUUCGAUAUUUCUACCGGACGGUCCCCUCGGACACUCUUCAAGCGAAAGCAAUGGUGGACAUCAUCCACACUUUUCAGUGGAGUUUUGUCAUCACAGUUGCUAGUGACAAUGAGUACGGUCGGUCUGGUAUAAGUGCUCUGAAAGAAAUGGCUCAAAGAGACCAGCGCAGACACGUGUGUGUAGUAGUGGACGAGCUUUUUUCUCGCAGAGGCAGCAAAAAACAUAUCAAGAAAAUAUUCGACAAAAUCAAGAAGUACCCAAACGCCAAAGUCAUCAUCGUCUACGCGGAGUUUCCCGACGCCAAGUACUUUUUGGAGGAAGCCAAGGCUGCGGGGCUCAGGGAUUACGUGUUUAUUGCAUCGGACAGUUGGGCGGGGUCGGUUGAUGUCGUCCGGGGUUUGGAUAACGUCAUAAGCUCCGUGAUUUGUUUAAGGCCUCCAAUAGUCCCGAUUCCUAAGUUUAAAUCACAGCUUCAAAAGAAACUCUCGUCUAAUGUAUCAGAGCACCACUGGACAGAGCAAUACAAGAAGUACAUUGCGCAUGUCUGUAAUGGAAGUGCCGCUGGCACAUGCCACACUGGGAUCCACAACGAUGGCUACAUACCUUACAUUAUCGAUGCGGUCUCUGCAAUUGCACACGCGCUUCACAGUCUGCUGGGAUGCACUAAGAACGGAUGCCUCAAGACCUUCAAUCAAGAGUUACUGCGGCAUCUUCCUUCUUUUAUCCAGAAUAUAUCCAUCGAGGGCUACUCGAAUAAACAGGUGACUUUUGACGAGUUCGGAGGCGCCAAAGGCUCGUAUGACCUGUACUCGCUCAAGAUCCAUAAUGGCGAUUAUGAUUAUGAGAAGUUUGGGCGAUGGUCGCCCUCGGGACUCAGUAUUAACAAGCGAUUGAUUCGCUGGAAUAACAUGCACAACUCUCAACCGGACUCCAAGUGCAGCAAGAACUGUAGAAGGGGCGAAAUCAAGGUACCGUUCAGGCGUUUCCCAGAAUGCUGUUGGCGCUGUGAGAAGUGUACAGGGAGGACCUACACCAAUACCACAAAUACGCGCAAUUGUGUGGAGUGUCCUAUAGGCACAUGGCCAAACGUCAACAACUCGGGCUGCUUUCCGAUAGACGCCGAGUAUCUUCGGUGGGAGGACUGGUGGGCCAUCGUCAUUCUCACGUUCUCGGGUAUUGGGGUCCUAGCAGUGGUCGUCACGGUGAUCGUCUUCAUCAAGUUUCACGCCACCGCUGUGGUCCGCGCUGCCAGCCAGCAGCUCUGCUUUGUGCUGUUGACGGGGAUCUGCCUUUUCUUUCUGACGCCCGUUGUAUUUGUCAUGAAACCGUCGAAGAUUUCCUGCAUGAUGCUGCCAUUUAUGAUCGGCUUGUGCUUUUCUAUGGUCGUAGGGACAAUCCUCAUCAAGACCAAUCGUAUAUCCCGCAUCUUUAACGAAAAACUUCUCCAAACUGGCCGCAUCGCGUGCCUUGGUAACGAAUGGCAGCUGUUACUGAUGGGUGGUAUCGUUGCCGUGGAGAUAAUCGUGUGUCUCUGUUGGGUUCGAGGGUCCUCGACCACACCCUUCCCUGAGGCCAGAUAUAGUAUAACGUCCCAAGAGGCGACGCUGACUUGUAAUCUAUCUGCCAGCAAGAUAGGCUUCAGUGUGUGGCUUAUUUACAACGCGGGUCUGGUUAUUAUAUGUACUUACCAAGCUUUCCUUGUACGCAAAGUCCCUCAAAACUACAAUGAGUCUCGGUUCAUCGCCUUCACUAUGAUUACGAUAUGUAUUACAGUACUAGUGUAUGUUCCGUCCUAUCUUGGGACUAGCGCCUGGUACAGAACUGUCAUAUCAUGCUUCAUGUUUGUCUUCCUCGGAUCCGUUACAUGGAUCAGUAUUUUCAUCCCAAAGCUUCACAUUAUUUUGUUUAGACCACACAAAAAUAUACCCAUGAGGCCAUCUGUGAGCUCAGUUACUUUAGGAGUCUUCGACCGGUCACCCACCGUGGUCAGCAACUAUUCUGACUCGACCAUGCGCAGUAGGUCAAAUACUGAGGGGAGCGGGAACGAGGUAAGGGGUGUUGACAAGAACUGUCAUGAGACGCGUAAUGGUAAAGUUGCCAGAAAGGACAAAGAACGAGGUCGAAAGACCUCCCAAGUAAGGUUCAAAGAUGAGUGGGAAAAUAGCCUAUCAAAGAUCCCAUUAUGCGAAUGUAACGAGGAAAACCACGAUGUUGAGGAUACCAACAGCAACCGGAAAAGGUGUCCAAGCUGCGGCGGCGUCACUGAACAAAAGGUUAUCAAAAAGCAAUCUGUGGUUAGGUUCAAUGAUGACGGUGAAGUAGUGACGUCACCGUGGGUGAGAGGUACCGAUGUUUGGCGGCCAGGAAUUCUGCGUCGACCUACGAAUGACGAGGAACUGCCCUCGAAACACAAGUCAGAAGAACACUCUUCUUAUACAGUUUAUACAAAUGCCGAUAAAAAGGCCUUCAUGCAGAAAAACAGGGUUCUUACAGAUAGCAUGGACUUUGAGGAUCAGAUUGAAGAAAGGAUCAAUAAUUUGUCCUUCGUGUGGGAGAUGUGUAAUGGAGCGGUACCUUAUCAAGAAGACAGUGGCCACAGCUACGAGCAUCGUGAGUCAAAACGCAUGCGCAUUGAAGAAGCAGAAAUUGAUGAUAACGAUGACGUUUUCUAUCAAAUUGAACUGACUGCCUCCCCUGGUUCAAAGCAAUCGAGGAAGAUCUCUGUUUUCAAUCAGCCCUCUCUCCAAGAGUUAGAAAAACAAGCGAUUAAUUACGUAAAAAAAUUUUAACGUCCUCCACUUGCGCCCAACAACUACUUUCAUGGCCUACAAAAAUACUACAAACGUUUUUAAAAGCACCAUAUUCUCUCGUAAGUAUUCUGUUUUUGAUACCAGGAAUAAAACGCUAUUUUCUAA